Messenger RNA from Lytechinus pictus (painted urchin), 8076 nucleotides. RefSeq names its product protein Shroom3-like. Gene Ontology annotation, cellular component: cortical actin cytoskeleton; adherens junction; apical plasma membrane. Lineage: Eukaryota; Metazoa; Echinodermata; Echinoidea; Temnopleuroida; Toxopneustidae. Gene Ontology annotation, molecular function: actin filament binding. The transcript is spliced from 10 exons. The record is from RefSeq and is a predicted model, not a curated record. Gene Ontology annotation, biological process: actin filament organization. Bases 125 to 5365 code for a protein of 1746 amino acids.
AAUUAAGAAACUGACAUCCCUACGGGGAAGGUUCAAAGACACCUGAGACCUCGUAGAGUGAAGUUCAUUUGGAUCUGGACAGGCUCCAAGAGUUGUUGCUUUGAACUCGAUCUACCAAUGAAAGAUGGGGUUGAAGAAUCUUGCUCGUUGUCUUCUUGAAUUUGGAGAUGUACAAGAAGUGUAUGCUCAUAUCUUUUGCGAGGUACCAGCGCUGAAUGUAAUCCGGAGACGAAGAAAUGGGACCGUGGGGUCAUCAGCGUCUGAUUUCCGAGGCCCUAAGAGCCCAGAUCUGAGAAAGCAAGCACAAGAGAAUGCAGCCAUGAUGAAACAGACAAUGUACCCAACAACAACAAGUAGUACAACAUCAUCGUCAAUAGACCCUAUGCCAAAGGAAGUCGCUGAACAGAAACCAGUCAAUACAAAAAGAGUCAGGAAACGAGAAUCUCAGCCUGGUUCACCGAGGCCCAAAUCUUGGCACACAGACCUUAGAGCCUUGAGUCAACCAGAUCUGUCCAGGAUGCCUCAGCACUCCCAAAGACCUGGUGAACACUCACAACCACGCUACAGGAAUCCUCCAACACAAUACAACCAGUUCCACAGUUCAUCAGAUACAUCCUUCAUGAAGUCCACUUACGAAGAGAAAAUAAGCUACCACCCGCAUGGCAGGUCCACUGGGAAUCUGAAUAACAACAGUGCUGAGGACACUAUAGAACCUUUGCCAGGGCAUGUGCAAAAGAAAAGGGAAGCAUUCGAAAGGACAAUUUUGUCACAGAGCAUGGAUAAGAUAAAUACUGAUGAUUAUGGGGAUGGGUAUAGCAAGAGAGGUUUUAAAGGAAAGGAGGUGAUAACGCAAGGUGUGAAUCCUAACUUAAGAAAUAUCAGCCGCGAUAUUGAACCUGCAGAGACUUAUCCAAAGGUUGUUGUGGCAACACAUAUAAACAGUGUCCAGUCAAAGGCAGUACUGGGCAGAGUACCAGAAAGUGGUGAGCAGAAAGGUCAGAAGUUUGGAGGUGCACAUGAUGUCAAUAUCUACGCUGUUCAGAUGCCAGAGAGGCAGAUUGCCAGUUCAGCAGAUUCAUCUGUCACAAGGAAUUAUGCGCAGGCGCACAGCAAUUUCGCAGGGCACCCUCAGACAAGCUAUGUGCAGUCAGCAUUUGGUGCCAACCCACAUUCAACAAGUUACAAUUCUCAUCAAGGAGAAGUUAGGAAGGUGCCACCAGCAAUACCAAAGAGAGAAGACUCUAAGACUAAGACCCAGGCAUAUAGUGAUCAUGUGAAAUCAUCAUCAUGGCCGGUAUCCACCAUCAGUUCAGAGACCACUUGUACAUUGACAGUGUGUCCAACAAUACAACCAAGUGAAUUGCCUCCAGUGAAACUGAUGAAGACAGAGAAAGAGCAGAAGUCACCCUCGCAAUCUGCUUCACAAUCAAAUGUCAAUCAAAAUUCCAAUGGUGCGAUGCAAGAUAUUGUGGUGGCAAAACGGAUAUGGAUUGACGAUGCUAGUGAGCCUGAAUUUAACUUUGAGGAAGGUAAAAUUCCUAGUAGUGACAAUACAUUGAAUACAAAUGUGAGUCCUCCAUCCCCUCCUGUAAGAGACAAUGAAAAUGGACAUUUCAAACUCAAACAAAGCAAAACCACUCGUAGUUCUGAUGACAGGUUCAAUACAUCAGAUCAUUUGAUCCAGGACUAUCGCUCUUUCUUGGAAAAGACAGAACAGCAGCAGGAGAAUCUGAAGUCUUAUCAACCGGACAGUAGUGUGCCAGAAAAUAAAAAUACAAGAGAACUUCUAAUGAGAACUUGUGAUUUUGGAAAAGCAACUCAGCAAGAUAUUGUGGAAACUUCACCGAUGGCACAGACGCAACCUGCAAGAGAUUCUCCACGGAUAUCAUGGUAUCAGGAGAAGAAAAAUCAGGAGAGGAGAAGACAAAGAAAGCGCUCAUCACUGUCCUCUGAGGAUUCAUUGAACUUUUCAGACUUUGAUCAAAAUAGGAAAAAUCUGGGGCAGAAUCCCGCAAGAACCUGGCGCAACCCAAGUGAUAGUCGGGAUGAAGAAUGGAAGAAGUCAACAACUUCUCAGCAGCAGCAUCCUGUUGAGUCCAGGAUUUCUAGCCAUUCACGACAAUCCAGUGAUCUAGACAAUCCUAAUGCUCCAAGAAAGCGGACACCAAUAAGCCCUUCUCUGAUGGAAGAAACCUUUAGAAUGGAGCAGGAGCCAGAACAGAAGACCUUUACUGAGAAGGUGGAAAGGACUGGGAUUCGCCAGGAGAGCAGAGAUAGUCGUAAGUCAGGCAUAUUUGAUCAGAAUGAUGAUAACCAGCUUGAAAAAAUUCAGUCAGACAGUAAUCUCUCUGAAAAUUCAAUUCUUCGGAGAUUGAAAAGGGAAGGCUCAUUCAAGAACAAUGUGAACCUUGACCCAGAAAGGUCAGAGGGUAAUGAGACUUCUGCGAGGAAGAUCAUACCAGACACAAAGAGAGACCUUCGAAAUCUAGGUCUGACUGAGAAUGUGUUCAAACAGGAUCACAGAUCAAAAGGUAAUCAUUACAAAUCUGGGUCUUUCACACAUGAUUCUAGGGGAUAUUCAGCAGAUCCACGCCUUAUGAGAACAACCCCAGUGCCAUCAUCACACCAACGCACACAUUCCAUAGACACAUACAACCGUAAUCCUCCUAGGAGGCAUGAAAGUUUUGAGCGAAGGGGAAAUGGAGUUUCCCGCGAGAGCUCCUUUUCUGAACAUAAUGUAGCAGAAAAGCAAGGGUACUGGGAAGCAAAGUCUCAAGAGAAUGACCCAGAACGUGAUAAAGGGGAACACAAGAAGUCAAAGUCGGAUUCUGAUCAACAUCCUAAAGCAGACAAACAGAGGAAGAAGAUGUCUGAUCCUAUCAACAAACCCCAGAAUGUCAGGAAGACAUCAGAUCCUGAGAACAGGCAACAGAUCUGGGAUGCCCUCAAAGGGUUCAUGGACUACCGACGUUCCCCACCAGGAACCAGCCCUUCCAGUUCCCGUCCAUCUAGCAUGUACGGCUCUGAGCAAUCCCUGCAUCGCAGUGAAAUGCACCAAUCUACCAGUUCUCUUGUCAGCGGGUACUCGAGUAGCAGACACUACCCCCAAGAUUCUAUAUCAAGCAUCGGCUCAUCCUUUUCUUACCCAUUGCACCAGCCACAGGAUUCAGGCUUUGGGUCAAACAGUGAUAUCUCACAAGUCCGUAGCCCACACUCACCUCCCCAAACGGGAGUGGUUUCUCCAAAGGAUGUGCGUGUAGCUGCUUCCAUCUCACGUAAUUCUGUAACGUCUCCAGGACCACAGUACCAGUCUAGCAAUGUGGGCAACGAGAGAAGGAGAAGUCACCAAAUUCAAAGACCACACCCAUCCAAACACCUUACAUCAAGGAUGUCUGUGGACUCUAACCUUCCUAAUUACCGUAACCAACAGGAAAUGACGAGGUCCAACAGGUCACCCCAGGAAAAACUGGAUUUCUCACCAACUCGACAGAUAUCACCUUUACCAUCAUACAAUGUACAUGUGGCAGAACGAGUGCCAAUCUCUAGUCUCAAAGAGGAGGAGAUCAACAAAGAGGGCACUAUUUAUUAUGAAUCGCUUCAACCCGAGCAUACAGAGACAGAAGCAAACCACCGAAUCUUCAGAUUCCCUCCCAGUAAAAAGCCAGACCAUGUCAGCUCUGGUGGUCAGAGAAUAUCACCUAAAACAUCACCUGGUCAUCCUCCGGUUAGCAGCUUGACCAUUGAUCCAUCAGACCAAGGAGUGGACAUCAGCCCCCCUCCACCACCCACGCCCCUAUCCCCUCUCGAUAUCAAGGGUAACAUGGAAUUCCCCCCUCCUCCACCGGAGCUGGCACCUGUAUCCAACAUGAAGAGGAAUAGUCCAAAGCAAGAACCCAGUGAUUCGACUGUAAUUCAGGGAACGCAAGAGGGCAGCAUUCAACUAACUAGCACAGAGAGAAUAACACCCACCUACUCAGACCGGCUGCAACAAGCACCUUCUCUUGAGGUCCAGGUAGAACCUACACCCUUAGCCAAAGUAGAAGAGACGACACCAUCAAUAUCACCCAACUCUAUCAUCUCGGGGCGAUCAUCACCCGACAACCACGACGUUGAGCCUGCAACAUCACCACAGCACGUCCCCAGACUUCCCAGCGUCCAAGAGAACAUCGCUUUCUCUGAGCAUAGGGAUUCUCCAGUCCCCACCCAUCCAACAACACUUGUAGAGUCACCCAUCCGUUGCAGUCCAGCAGAACCAGAGCCUUUGGACGUUGCAGAAGACGAGGAAGAAGAGGAGGCCUUAGACGCAUGCGACAGCGGGAUCAAUAUCUUCACCAGAGAGCAGGAGAAGACGGAGAAGGAGCUUAGUGAGGUCUCUGAUCCUGUUUUGAAGUGGGUCUUGCAAGCACUGACUCCAAGCAGUACCAUCCUAUCUGAUCUCUUCCCUCUACCCAAGUCUAAGAGGAGUCGGUCAAUCGGUGGAACUAUCACAAUGACCAUGGACGUGACCACACCAACAAAGAGUGAGAGUGAGACGGUAGCUGAACAGAGGAGUCCUAGUGAGUGUGUGAACCUGGUCUUAUCAAGUUCCAGGUAUCUUAGGAUCUCUCCUGCUAAGGCUAUCAUCCUUCAGAGAGCUCAGACCAUGAAUAAGAGUGAUGAUCUUGGCAAUAACAACACAGAGCUGAGAAAGACACAGGAGGAGCUCGUUGAUCGGAUCAGCAAGAAGUUGAUAGACAUCAAGGAUCUGCAGAAGGAGGUUGCAGAGGAAAUGACCAAUCUUGAAGAUAUGGGCAGGCAAGUAAUGGAUAGCGUAAAGGCGAACUGCAAGGCCAGUGAAUACAACAAGUGCAACAUGUACAUUGCAGACAUUGAGAGGGUUACUAAGCUACUUCUAUCCCUGUCCCGUCGGCUGAGCAAGGUGGAGAGUGUGCUAGGUAGCAUGGAGAAUAGUGAAGAGGAAGAGAAGGUGAAUCUUGAGAAGUUGAAGGUGACCAUCAAUUCACAGUACCAGGAUGCCAAGAUGUUGAAGGAGAGUAUCACCCGCCGUCACUCCACCAUCAGCACCAUGCUCCUCAACAAGAUCUCCAACGAUCAGCAUGACAACUUCACUUACUAUACCCAGAUGCUUCCUAGGCAUCUCAUUAUGGGUCAAGAACUUGAUGAUAAAGUCAAACUUGGUGAGGAGCAGCUGGAAGCACUUAGCGAGAGCCUCAAGCAGAUGAGCCUGAGCUCAGAUAGUGAAAACAGCAGGGACACCAACGGCAAUGUCCAUGGUUUCAAAGAAGAGGCUGCGAUAUCGUCAUCGUCGAUUGGGAUCGUUGGUUCAGAGGAGAUCAACUCCAAUGCGACGAGUUCAUACUGCUGAUGAUGACCUCUUGGUCUUAGCUGACCUGACCUUAAUGCUGCAAUGUCAUGUGACUGUUCUUAGUUUGAAAAGAAUGCACCUUGAUGACUGAAGAUAACAAGAACAUUAGAGACUGUUCACAUUAAGGACUGUACUUAAACUAUCAAUAAGCUGGAUGAGCAGUGUCCUUUACAAGAUGAUGGCUUUAUGAGCUGCUAUGGAAAUAACCAAUUGAAUUGGUGAGGCCAUCCAGCAGUCUUGACAACUGCUAUUGUGGUAAGAUACAUAUGUCUUGGAUGGACCGGAAUGGGAUGUUAUUCAUGAAACAUUGAUCUGUUGAUGCUUCUUCAUGGUCUUUGCUUGACAGAAAAUGAUCUAGAGGCCUCUACGAAAGUGAUACUUGCAAACAGGAAUCAAAGCAAGUCUAAAAUUAUGAGAAAUUGCUGAAACAAGCAAGAGACUCAGGAUUCCAACCAUUUGUUUCUUUGUGUGUGUGGUAUGGUCAUAACUUGAAAUGGCAGUUGGAUCUCCCAACUAGCUGGACUAGUAUUAUUGAUAUAGAUUUGAUGCUGCCUUUAUCAGGGGAUUUUAAAACUUAUAUCGGAAACAUGAAAGGCUGAUAAUGUGUCAAGAGCUUUAAAAAGAAGCAAAAUUGAAAAGAGGGAUAGAUGCUAAAGUAGCAAGAUACUUUGGUAUUUCAGUCAUAAAACCAUUGGCCUGUUGAUACCAGUUUCAGUUAACCGGGCCUACAAACAAGCUUUCUACUCUCAAACAGAUUGUUGACACAAACAUUUAUCUGUCUUUCAUACGAUGCAUUUACAUAUACACAUGAAAUAAUUAAGUCGAUUUGAUAUGUUUAUAUCAUAUCUAUAUUGGCGUUAGUAUGUUGAAAAAAUGGCAUGGGAUAAUGAACGCUGUAAUAUCUGUAUAGAUAGAAGUGCCAUAUUCAAAAUAUUUCGAGUUGUUUGUAUUUUUUUAACUUGCAAUAUUUGUAAGUUUGAUCUAAGAAGUAGAAACUAAUUUUUUGUAUCUGCAUAUUCAGAAAUAUGUUUUUUUAUGGACAUAUCACCCAACCGAUGCCUUCUCUUUGUAACAAAAAUAAAAUAGUUUGUAUAUUUGGAACAGGAAGUUUGUUUUCUCAUUUUUAAAAUCAUUUAGACCAAAUAACUACAUUGCUAUUAGAAUCAUGAGCUGAAAGUGGACUAAAUGAAACAUUGUGUUUUCCAGUUUACUGAUUUCCAAAUUUCUAUGUAAAGUUCAUGCAAACUCAAGCCGGCUUUCCUGGUAUUGAAUGUAUUCAUUUUGAUUUUGCUGUGUUCUAAAGAGGUGUAUUCAUGUAAAUCAUAUGAAAUAUUUUGUACCGCAUUUUCUAGAAAUUCUUUUUAUCAGAUACUUAUGUACAAACACAAUUGUCAAGUAUUUUGUGAAUACUACUUAAUUCUACCCAAUUCAAGGAUGAAAUGCUUGCAAUGUAAUUUUUUUAGUUGCAUGGAGGUGGAAAAACUAUUUUCUCUUAUGAAACUUUUGAUUAUAAUUCAGCCAAAUCAAUUUUGUAUUCAUUUUUAGAUAAAAGAAAAUAUAAUUCACAAAACACUUGACCUUGAUCUUUCAGACCUACAUAGUGUAGAAGAUAACAGCAGCAAUGUAUUCAUUAUGUUGUAUGAAUCUUCUCUGACUAUCCCUAUAUUUCCUUUCAUUCACCAAUUAUGAUAAAUCACUUAUAAUACUUAUAUCAUUGCAUUGUAACAUAACUUAGAUAUACAGUGGCUGAAAGUAGCAGACAUUGCAGAGCUAUGAGGAUUAAUCAGUUUUACUGGUUAUAGAUUUGUUUGGGUUUUAUGGUAUUGUCAGUUUUAGGUUUUGUUAACAGUAACUGGUAUUUUGUGUUGCGAUUGUGUAUGUUCAUUACCAAGGCAUUCUGACACAAAUAUAUCCCAGUUUAAUAUUAUUCCAUUAUAGAAUCUCUAGAUAACCAUGAUUCAAGUCAUUUGUAAUAUUCAUAUGAAUUUUGGUGUAGACAUCCAUUCAUAGAGAUCAAUUUAUGCAUCUUAGUUGUUUCCAUUCAUUCAUCCAUUCUUGUUUUGACAGAAUUUUGUUCCUCAAAAUUUGUGUGGAAUAGUGCAUGUCAUAGAAACUCUUUCCUUUAAAAAUUUUGACCAAAGUUUACUCCGACGGUGAGGACUUGACUCAUCAUAUGACUUCCCAUGAAAAGGUUUCUAGGGCAAUUGUAAUAGGCUGUAGUGGGGUUUUUAGAAAAUCAUUGUUGGAAUCAAUUUAGUGUUUAUAAUGAGCUUUAAUUUAUUAAAGGGGGGUCACAGGGUUUUUGUAAAUACAUAUAUGGCCUUUCUACUCUUAAGGGUAUGUUGAUAAAGGAAUGUAUUGCACACUGCUUGUGGCGCUUGAUAAAGAAUGCCUUUUGAUCUGUUUUUUGUAUUCUUGUGAAUUGUCUUGUCCAGUAUAAGAUUACUUUUGUAUUUGCUGUAACAGCUCAUUUUGUAAGAUGGUAAAAAUCUGUAUAUAAAUUAGUACUAUUUUCUCUUUUAAAAGUGAAAAAUAUAUAUAUAUAUUGCACCAGGUUAACUGGUUAUGCUAUUUAAAUACUGCUGAUAUAUACGUAUGUUCUUGAAUUAAGUUAAAGCUUUAUCCUAUUAUACAUGUAAUCUAAUGUAUUAUCAACCUUCUUUCCAUAAUCAAACAGAAGAUAUCAGCUAUUAAAAUGUCCUUAAACUGAA